Aaosphaeria arxii CBS 175.79 is the source of this 951-nucleotide messenger RNA. RefSeq names its product zincin. The transcript has 4 exons. Gene Ontology annotation, molecular function: integrin binding; metallopeptidase activity; zinc ion binding. The record is from RefSeq and is a predicted model, not a curated record. Gene Ontology annotation, cellular component: fungal-type cell wall; extracellular region; cell surface. NCBI's taxonomy places the organism in Eukaryota, Fungi, Ascomycota, Dothideomycetes, Pleosporales. Bases 1 to 951 code for a protein of 316 amino acids.
AUGGCACCUAUUCUCUCUCUUUUGCUCCUAGGAGCCUCCACUGUCAUUGCCUCUCCGGCUCGCGUGGCCCGCCAGCAACAGUCCGUCACUGUCUCUGUCACUCAGACUGCCGAGGCUCCCGGUGCUACUCCUUGGGAUCAGGGUGCCGUUCGGGAAUAUCCCAUCCACUCCUCUUGCAACCAUACCGAGCGAGCUCAGAUCGCUCGAGGUCUUCAGGAGACCAUCAUUCUUUCGCAACAUGCCAAGGACCACAUCAACCGAUGGGGCAACUCAUCUGACAUUUAUGUCAAGUAUUUUGGCAAUGCCUCCACUGGAUCAGUCACUGGCUGGUACGACAAGAUUGUGAAUGGCGACAAGGCCGGCAUCUUGUUCCGAUGUGAUAACCCCGACGGCAACUGCGCACAAGAAGGAUGGGCUGGUCACUGGCGUGGUGCCAACGCCACCUCGGAGACUGUCAUCUGCCCUCUCUCCUACGAGGUCCGCAAGCCUCUCGAGGCUAUGUGCGGCUUCGGCUACAAUGUCGCCAACUUCAAGACCAACUUCUACUGGGGCUCUGACCUCCUCCACCGUCUCUUUCACGUCCCCAAGGUCGGCGAGGGUGCCGUCGAGCACUAUGCCGGUCAUUACGAUGAGGUCCUCGAGCUUGCUGAGACCAACCCCGAGGAGGCCUCCAAGAACAGCGACACUCUGCAGUACUUCGCUCUUGAGGCAUAUGCUUUUGACAUUGCCGUUCCGGGUGAGGGUUGCGCUGGCAAGUUCACUGCUACCUCCUCUGCUGCCCCUCCUCCUGCCACCAGCUCAGCUGCCGCUAGCACGGCUGCUGCCAGCGCUACUGUCGCACCACCUGCUUCUGCAACCUCUGAGGCUGCUCCGGAGAAGACCUGCGAGCCUCACGAUGACCACUGGCACUGCCCCCCUGGCGUGCCUGAGCCUACCGCCCCACCAGCAUAA